ACAAAAAAAAAAGAUCCUAGUUAGAGGAGAAUUAACCUCAUAGCAAAAGUGCUUCUUCUCUUCUCCAUGGCCAUGGCCACCUCAACCAAGUCCCGUUCCUCCAAUUUCCUCUACCAAGUCCUCACCCUCCCCACCAAGAACACAAGGCUCUUCCUCCCUCUCUUCACCAUCAUCACCCUCAUCAACUUCAUCUUCAUCCUUUGCAACUUCUUCUCCAUGCAACCUCUCUCCGCCGACAUCGCUCUCAAGGCCAAAGCCCUAGUCCACACCGACCCGACGAGCCCCGACUACUCCCUUCUCGUCGCGGCGAUACAAAAGGAAGCCAACGAGCUGUUCUUCGAAUUGAUUAUAUACACCGUAAUCGCGUUCCUCGUCAACUCCUUUCUUAGGAUCAUAACCUUCUUCGCCGUCGCCGUCACGUGCUCGGGAGAGCUCCUGACUCUCCGCGAACUGCUCGUCAAGACGAAGCGCAACAUGAAAGGGCCGAUCAUAACGCACUUGUUCGGCGUACUCUUGGUCUUGUUAUGUGUUCUCCCCCUCAUACUCAUAACCCUAUUCCCUUUGUUCAUCAAGAAGCUGGGUUCUUAUACACUCAUAAUGCUUAGCAUCUUGGUCCUUGUUCUAUUUCUGCUUGCAAUCAUCCUCCUUUUAUACUUAUCUAUCGUGUGGCCUUUGAGCAUGGCAGUUUCUGUCGUCGAGACGGGUUGCUACGGCCCGGGAGCCUUCAAGCGGGCCGCGGAGCUCGCGAAGGAGAAGAAGAUGAAAGGGUUUCUUAUUAUUCUUGCUUCUUUUUUGCUCGUUGGUGCACUAUACGCAAUUAAUAACAUGAUUUUGAAGUACAGUCCAAGUUCUAGUGCAGCUUCUGUAUUGGUGUUAGGGUUCUUCUACACCUUUAUUGGAGAGUUGGUGGGGAUGUAUGUAUUGAUUGCUGUUGUGAUUUACUACUACGAGUGCAAGAAGAGCCGAGGAGAAGGAGAGGAAGAACAAGCACUAAAAAGUGGUGACUUUGUGUAUAAGAUGGUGCCCACAAAGGCUGUUCAUGUUGAUGAGGAGUUGCCCUAGAAUUUAUCGCAAUGUUUGUACACUUUUAAUUAAGCUAUUUUUCCUGUUGAAGUUGUCAAUAUAGUAUUAUGGUAUGUAAAAUAAACCAACUCAUGCAGGGACGGUUGGAAUUAUAUAUAGUUAAUAUAUAAUAUAUCUUGUUUCCUUGUUCUAAGUCUUUUGAUCAUCAUAGUAUGCAAUAAUUAUUCUAU
Molecule: messenger RNA, 1253 nt
Organism: Ananas comosus (pineapple)
Lineage: Eukaryota; Viridiplantae; Streptophyta; Magnoliopsida; Poales; Bromeliaceae
Exons: 1
Coding region: 67-1062 (331 amino acids)
Source: RefSeq, a predicted model, not a curated record